CUGAGGGUGCAGCCACACUAUCCUAAAAACGGCGUAUCUUAGGAUAGUGUGGCUGCCACCAUAGGUUGCCACCCUGAUAUUAACUAAAAAAAAUAAUAAACACCACCAUUGACACCACUUAUGAUUAUAGGUUAAUGGAUUUGAUUAUUUUUAUCAAACAUAAACAUACUAAUUUUAAAUAAGAGUCUCCAUUAAUUAGAAUACGAAUAUAGUAAAGCGCUAUAGGCUAUAUUCCUCCAUCCAGAGUUAUACUAAAAUAUGUUUUUAAAACCUUAUAAAAUGCUGGCUUACUCUAAGCGAAGUUUUUGUAAGCUCAAUGUAAAAUCCCUAACAUCUCAAGCAAGUGCUAGACACAAACAAACGCAUUUUGGAUUUGAAGUAGUAGAGGAAGAUCAAAAACAAGAGAAAGUUCAUAAAGUUUUUGAAAAUGUUGCACAAGACUAUGAUGUAAUGAAUGAUGUUAUGUCCCUUGGAGUACAUAGGUUUUGGAAGGACUAUUUUAUUUCAAAAUUAAGUCCAACUAAUAACACCAAAUUAUUGGAUGUAGCAGGAGGAACAGGAGAUAUAGCUUUUAGAUUUAUUAAUUAUGUACAGAAUUACAAAUUAGACAAUUGCCAUGUUACUGUAACAGAUAUUAAUAGUCACAUGCUAAAUGUGGGACAGAUCAGAAGUAAAGCAUUACAUCAUAAUUCUGAUCUAAUUGAUUGGAAGGAAGGUAAUGCUGAACACCUACCGUUUGAAGAUAAUACAUUUAAUGCCUAUACUAUUGCUUUUGGGAUUCGUAAUUGUACACAUAUUGAUAAAGUUUUAAACGAAGCAUAUAGGGUAUUACAGCCAGGUGGUAGGUUUUUAUGUUUGGAAUUUAGUCAUUUAGAAAAUUCAGCAGCACAAUGGAUGUAUGAUCAAUAUAGCUUUCAAGUUAUACCAAUAUUAGGCCAGCUUGUAGCACAACAAUGGAAGCCCUACCAAUAUUUAGUUGAAAGUAUUCGACAAUUUCCACGUCAGGAUAUAUUUAAAAAUAUGGUUGAAGAAGCUGGUUUUCGACAAGUGGUAUAUGAAAAUCUUACAUUUGGAGUUGUAGCUAUACACUCAGGUUUUAAGUUGUAAAUAUUAUUUUUUAAUAAAAUAUUUAAAGACAAUCCAAGUUAUUUUUAAAUGUUUUGUUAAUUAGAUUAAUUGCAACUGAAUUGAGAAAAAAUUAUGAUAAAAAUUUAAAAUAUUUUUUAAUAAUUUCAAUUAAAUUAGAAA
This is a messenger RNA of Sitophilus oryzae (rice weevil), 1248 nucleotides long. It is a transcript of the gene Coq5, whose product is annotated as 2-methoxy-6-polyprenyl-1,4-benzoquinol methylase, mitochondrial. Gene Ontology annotation, molecular function: methyltransferase activity. Lineage: Eukaryota; Metazoa; Arthropoda; Insecta; Coleoptera; Curculionidae. Gene Ontology annotation, biological process: ubiquinone biosynthetic process. The transcript has 6 exons. Bases 259 to 1107 code for a protein of 282 amino acids. The record is from RefSeq and is a predicted model, not a curated record.